AUGGCGUAUUUAGAGACCGCCCAAGAAUGGCUCACUCAAUCUUCACUUCUACUUAAAGCGCAUCCUAGCAGCGUACGUAUCCCUCUUCUCUCCCUCCUCUUCCUCUUCUCUCCCUCCCCUUCCUCUUCUCUCCCUCCCCUUCCCCUCUCCCUCUCCCCCUCCCCAAAUCCACCCCAACUAACUUCCACUUCCCCCCCACAGACACGCAUAACAACCAAAUACACAAUCCUACACCCCUCAACCUCCCCCCACGCCCCCUCAACCACCCACUCCACACGCAGCAAACCACGCCUCCCCCUCCCCAAAUCCGCACGUACCCCCGAAUCCAGCGAAAAACACCCCGAACCUCCUCGCGCAACACUGACACUCACAACUUUCCACCCAGCUUCGGGAGUUAAUUUGAAAUAUGCGACGAAUAAGGUGGCGGAAGUAAGUAGAUUGGUGCAGAUUAUGGGGAAGCUGGGGAAGUUGAUGGCGGGGUUGGGGGAGGAGAAUGAGAAGGAGGGGUUGGGGGAAAUUAUUAUGGGGGAGAGUAAUGUUGGGGAGGGGGUUGGGUUACAGGUUGAGGGGGAGGAGGAGAGGAAGAAAGGAGAGGAGGAGAAGAAGAAGAUUGAGUCAAAGGGACAGGGACAGGUGCAGGGAGCAGGAGGAAAGGGCAAGAAGAAGAAGGGGAAGAAAUGA
Messenger RNA from Sclerotinia borealis F-4128, 681 nucleotides. The record is from the annotation of a GenBank genome assembly. Lineage: Eukaryota; Fungi; Ascomycota; Leotiomycetes; Helotiales; Sclerotiniaceae.